AAUUCGAAAAUCUGAAAAAGAAUCUUUCCGGUAACCACGACGACGAUGACAACAACAACCACUGUUCGUGUUUGAAUGCGAUAGCACCACGCAUACCAUUUGAUCGUUGUUGAUUGUUGUGUAAAAGUAGGUAAAGGAAAUUUUUUUUUUUUUAUUUGGUCGUCCUUCGAAAACGAAGAAGAAAAAAUUCAUUCGAUCGAUAUCAUUCAAAUUAUUGAGUAGAUUUGAACCAUAAAAUCUUGUUUAAACCGGUGCAUAAAAGUUUUUUUUUAAAUCAAAAAUGGCAACAAAACCAAUACUUCGACCACGAGAAAAUUUAACUGAUGAUGAUCGUGAAGGUAAACAGUUACGUGGCCUUCAAGCAUAUGAACGAUCUUCAUCAUCACAAAUGGGACGAUUGAAUACAAUAUUUCUUGGUCCACCGGGUGCCGGUAAAGGUACACAGGCACAAAUGGUUAAACAACGAUAUGGUGUUUGUCAAUUGGCUACUGGUGAUAUGUUACGUGUCGAAAUUGCAUCCGGUUCUGAGCUUGGUAAAACAGUCAAAUCCAUAAUGAGUGAAGGUAAACUGGUUGAUGAUCAAUUGGUCAUUCAAUUGAUUGAAUCAAAUAUCGAUUCACCGGCAUGUGCUCGUGGAUUCUUGCUCGAUGGUUUUCCUCGCACUGUUGAACAAGCUAAAAAACUUGACGAAUUGCUCGAAAAACGUAAAAGUCAAUUACAUUCAGUGAUUGAAUUUAAAAUUGAUGAUUCAUUGCUCAUCAAACGUAUCACUGGUCGUUUGUUGCAUGAAAAAAGUGGACGUACCUAUCAUGAAGUAUUCAAUCCACCUAAAGUUCCAAUGACCGAUGAUAUAACCGGUGAACCAUUAAAACGACGAUCAGAUGAUAAUGAAAAAUCAUUAAAAACACGAUUGGCUGCCUAUCAUCAACAAACAUCGCCAUUGGUACAAUUCUAUGGUGCCAAAAAUGUCUUAUCCACUAUUGAUGCAUCGAAAAAAACCAAUCAAGUUUUUGCUGCCAUUCAAUCGAUAUUUGAUUCAAUAUUGAAACAGUAUGGAACCAUUAGUUCCAAAUGAAUCAAUCAUUAUCAUAGGAACAUCAAUGUGACUUUUUAAAAUUUCCAUUUGGUAAUUCAAAUUUAGAGAAAAAACAAGCAAAAAAUUUUUUAAAAAUCAAAUCAUUUUUGU
Messenger RNA from Dermatophagoides farinae (American house dust mite), 1186 nucleotides. Its product is annotated as Adenylate kinase 2. Gene Ontology annotation, biological process: nucleobase-containing compound metabolic process. NCBI's taxonomy places the organism in Eukaryota, Metazoa, Arthropoda, Arachnida, Sarcoptiformes, Pyroglyphidae. The record is from RefSeq and is a predicted model, not a curated record. Gene Ontology annotation, molecular function: AMP kinase activity; ATP binding.